This is a messenger RNA of Penicillium soppii, 1428 nucleotides long. RefSeq lists its product as uncharacterized. The record is from RefSeq and is a predicted model, not a curated record. The transcript has 3 exons. The coding region runs from base 1 to 1428 and encodes 475 amino acids. Lineage: Eukaryota; Fungi; Ascomycota; Eurotiomycetes; Eurotiales; Aspergillaceae.
AUGGCUUUCGAACGUGCAGCCCGGUUCUACCGGUCAUGUCUCCUCCAGAUCAUCCUUGUCGGACUCGUCGCAUUCUGCGAACCCGGUAUCUGGACCGCUCUCAACAAUCUCGGUGCAGGAGGAAAUGCCAAGCCAUUUCUGAACAAUGCCGCUAAUGCAUUGACGUAUGGACUCAUGUCAAUAGGCUGCUUUCUGGCUGGUGGCGUGACAAACAAGAUCACCGCAAAAUGGACCUUGUUCAUCGGAGCCGCCUUCUACACGCCUUAUGCGGCGGGUCUAUACUGCAACAACCGAUACGGUAAUGAGUGGUUCAUGCUGCUCGGCGCCGCGCUCUGCGGAAUUGGAGCCUCGCUCCUCUGGGCGAGCGAGGCUGCUAUCGCGGUUGGGUACCCAGAGGAGGAAAAAGAGGACGGUAAGUCGGAUCGCGAGCUUCUCGUCUUCAAUUCACUGACUUUUACCAGGUACGUCGGAAUCUGGAUGGGAAUCCGCCAGAUGGGACCGCUCGUUGGCGGCGCGAUAUCCCUCGCUCUCAAUAUCAACACAGCGCAUGCUGGAAAGGUCACCUACACCACAUACCUAGGCCUUGUUGCCAUUUCGGCUCUUGGCGCGCCGAUUGCGCUGCUGUUGUCGCAGCCGCAGGAUGUUAUCAGAAGCAAUGGUACGAAGAUUCCUUACAUGAAGAAUACGAGCUUCGCCAUUGAGGCCCGCGCUAUCUGGAAGCAACUGUCGAAUAAGUACAUGCUGCUCCUGAUUCCGGUCUUUCUGGCCGGACAGUUCGGUACAACAUAUCAAGGAAAUUAUUUGACCACAUAUUUUACCGUUCGCUCCCGGGCCCUCGCAUCAUUCUUGACGGCUGUGGUAGGCGCAACUGCCAACAUCAGCACAGGAUUGAUUCUCGAUCUGAAGUUCAUUUCUCGCGAGAACAGGUCCAAGGCCGUGUACAUUUUCGUGCUGGUCUUCGUUACAGCAGCCUGGACCUGGAACGCCAUCGUCGAGACCAAACUCUCCCGCAUGGCUGAGCCGCCCUCCUUCGACCUCGGCGACGGCCCCUUCUUCAACUCCGCUUUCACCGUGUACAUGUUCUUCAAGUUCUUCUACGAGGUGCUGCAGACUUACAUAUAUUGGUUGAUGGCUGAGAUCAAGGGCGCGCAGAGAGAUGGCGAUAUCGCGCGCACUACUGGUAUUCUUAGAUCGUGGGAGUCAAUUGGUAGCACGAUUGCUUAUGCUGUUGGGGCGACUCACUGGCCGAACUUGAACCAGAUGAUACUUGGAUUUGCGCUGUGGGGAUUCACGAUCCCGUUCACGAUUCUUGCGGUGUUUGGGGACUGGAAUCAGUCUGAGGCUUUGGAUGAGGUGUUGGGCGAGCAGACGGAUAGUAGUAGCUUGGAGGCGCAGAGGGUGGUUAUCAAUUCUGAUGGGAAGGACUAG